Molecule: messenger RNA, 285 nt
Organism: Besnoitia besnoiti
Lineage: Eukaryota; Apicomplexa; Conoidasida; Eucoccidiorida; Sarcocystidae
Exons: 1
Coding region: 1-285 (94 amino acids)
Source: RefSeq, a predicted model, not a curated record
AUGCGUGUUUGCCGCCCCUACCCGCCACCGCAGCUCGACUACUGCGGUGAGGCCGCGGCGUGGCGGCGUGAGUCGGCGCCGAGAUCGAACAAGGUGCGGAACACUGCACUUGAAAGCUUGCAGAAACUCCAAAACCAGGCGGUGUGUGGCGCGCAGACGCGCAAAUUCGGGCGUCCCGCGGCAAUGGACGCCGUGAGGAUGGCGGAGAAUCGCGAGGAAACCGAAAAUGUGCGCGGGCGGGCAGGCGGCGACGCCCUACAGAGGACGGAGCUCUCUCUCGCCUGA